AAUGUUGAAUCUGAGACCUCCAUCUAAUAAAGGAUUUGUUACCCCACCUCCACGUCUACCUACUCCUCCACCAAUUAUUCAAGGUGAAUAUGAAGUUGAGUCAAUACUCACCUCAAGAAUCGUUCAGAACUUAACAACUGGUCUUACCUCUCGUCAAUUCCUUAUAAAGUGGAAAAGAUACUCUUAUCAAGAAAUGACUUGGGAAGAUGAGAACAAUCUUUCAGUAUUUUUGCUUUUAUUUUUUAUUUUAACCGAAUAUUUACAGGAUUGCCAAGACCUUAGACAUAAAUGGUUUAAUCUCCAUAUCGAAGGGACAACGCCUGUCCACGAAAUUAGGAGUUCAUCCGAGUUACCUUCUCCUCCCAGAUAUAAAUACAAAGGAUGGACUGAUGCCGAACUUUCAGACGAUGAGGAGCGUGAUCCAGAAUGGCGACCUUUAAGGAAAAAACUUAAGCGUCAACGCUUAAAUUUUGGUAGAUUAAUUUAA
Molecule: messenger RNA, 487 nt
Organism: Meloidogyne enterolobii
Lineage: Eukaryota; Metazoa; Nematoda; Chromadorea; Rhabditida; Meloidogynidae
Source: the annotation of a GenBank genome assembly